Molecule: messenger RNA, 1786 nt
Organism: Diospyros lotus (date-plum)
Lineage: Eukaryota; Viridiplantae; Streptophyta; Magnoliopsida; Ericales; Ebenaceae
Product: 5-amino-6-(5-phospho-D-ribitylamino)uracil phosphatase, chloroplastic
Exons: 2
Coding region: 409-1563 (384 amino acids)
Source: RefSeq, a predicted model, not a curated record
GUGACCGUAAAGGAAUGACCCUUCUCUCGCGCUCUCUCUCUAUGAACCACAAAAAAAUUCAGUCCAAACAAACAAGAAUCGAAUAUCUAUUCUCUCCAAUCUAUUCAGCUUUACAAAUUUGCUGUCCCAAUCUUCAAUCAGCGCUUGGUUCAGGGUUCCCCCCCAAAGCAGUGUUGUUGGAGGAAGAGGGUCUCUCUACUAUCUUGGAUUAGGCCUAGAUUGGGUCCAUUUGGUGGUUGACUUCAAUAAUUAGGGUUUUGAAUCCCUGUUUGGUUAGGAUUGGGAGAUACUUGUCGCGUUCAAUCUGGGUGGUUUUGUGGGGGGAUCCAUUCAAAGUUUUGGUCCACUCAAGAAGGGUUGCUUUCCAAGGUAGAGAUCUGUUUGGAAUAAGCUGUUUUAGUGGUAAAGAUGGUGGAAUCCAUUGCUGCAACAUCCUUUUUGGGGCACCGACCUGUAUUUGGAGGGCACAAUUCCAAGGAAAUCUCAAUUAGGAGGAGGCUAUUCGAUGUGCCCCAGACCCCUGUAACACAAUUUUUUGGUAAAAAGGUGCUCUGUACACCGCAGCCCCCUCCUCCUUCGAGAUUGAGAAGUGAUAGUAUGGCAGUUCUGUUGAUUAAGGCUCAAGCAAUGGAACUGACAAAGGAGGCCUAUUCACCUCGAGAAGGAGAUAGAAUAACUAGGGAUUUUGGGUAUCAGAUUGAUACUGGUGUAGAUAAAAAACCUGGGUUAUGGCCACCAGAGAAUAAGGCAGAUAACCCCUCGCUACACAACCCGUUACUCAGACAAGAAAGGAUGGGUAGUGGGUGGUUAGGUGCCAUCUUUGAAUGGGAAGGAGUUUUAAUUGAAGACAAUCCUCAUAUUGAGAAGCAAGCCUGGCUUGCUCUUUCGCAGGAAGAAGGAAAAUCUCCUCCCCCAGCUUUUCUACUUCGUAGAAUAGAAGGUAUGAAGAACGAGCAGGCUAUUUCUGAAGUCCUCUGCUGGUCAAGAGACCCAGCUCAGGUGAGAAGAAUGGCUUCUAGGAAGGAGGAGAUUUACCAAGCUUUACACGGUGGGAUAUACAGAUUUCGGUCUGGAUCGCAGGAGUUUGUGAAUGUCCUGAUGAAUUACAAGAUACCUAUGGCAUUGGUUUCAACUCGGCCAAGAAAAAUUAUUGAAACUGCAAUUGGAGUUAUUGGAAUUGAAGGGGUCUUUACCGUUGUUGUAGGAGCAGAGGACGCCCAUCGAGGGAAGCCUGAUCCUGAGAUGUUCAUGUAUGCAGCUCAGCUUCUAAAAUUCAUACCUGAGCGAUGUAUUGUGUUUGGAAACUCAAACCAGACGGUGGAGGCUGCUCACGAUGCACGGAUGAAAUGCGUGGCUGUUGCUAGCAAGCACCCCAUGUAUGAACUUAGUGCUGCAGACUUGGUGGUGAGGCACCUAGAUGAGCUUUCUGUAGUUGAUCUGAAGAACCUUGCUGACAUUGAAUUGUCCGAGUUCGGAUCUGUUGAGCCGGAGCUGGAGAUGGAGAAGGAAGAGGAUGAGCCCUAUCCCUCCUCAUCUGUGGCCGUUGAUGAUGAUUUCUGGUAAUGUCUCCUCAAAUGUACAGUAUUUAUGCUUCAUGCAUUAAUCUAAUUCUUUGUGAUGAAAAUUAAGUCUAUCAGCUAUCCUGUGUAUAAGAAAUAGGUAACAUUCAAAAAAGUACAAAAAGAAAAUGAAAUGGUGGCCUACAACUGACCAUCUCAAUAUCAUGUGUAUGUUCUAUCUGUGCUACUAUAUAUAAAUGUAUAUUUGGGACUUGCUUGCGCGUUUU